GGCGGGAACUGCCAAAACUUCCACUAUGGCACUGGUGAUGGAACCUGUGAGCAAAUGGACAACCAGCCAAGUCGUGGACUGGAUGAAAGGUCUGGAUGACUGUCUGCAGCAGUACAUCAAGAACUUUGAGCAUGAGAAGGUGGGAGGGGAGCAGCUGCUGAGGAUCACCCACCAGGAGCUGGAGGACCUGGGGGUGUCUCGCAUCGGCCACCAGGAACUCAUCCUGGAGGCUGUCGAUCUGCUGUGUGCAUUGAACUAUGGGCUGGAGACGGAGAACCUGAAGACGCUGUCGCACAAGCUGAACGCCUCGGCCAAGAACCUGCAGAACUUCAUCACGUGCCGUCGCCGCGGCGGCCACUACGACGGGCGCGCCACCAGGAAGCUGCCCAACGACUUCCUGACCUCCGUAGUGGACCUUAUCGCCGCCGCCAAGACCCUGCUGGCAUGGCUGGACAGGUCUCCGUUUGCAGCCGUGGCCGACUACUCCAUGACCCGCAACAACGUCAUCCAGCUCUGCCUAGAACUCACUACCAUAGUGCAGCAGGACUGCACAGUGUUUGAGACGGAAAACAAGAUUCUGCACGUGUGUAAGACUCUGUCGGAGGCGUGUGAGCACAUCAUCUCUCUGUCGUCUGACCCCAUGGUGUCCCAGUCAGCCCACCUGGAGGUGGUGCAGCUCGACAACAUCAAGUCCACCGAGGGCCUGGGGAUGUACAUCAAGUCCACGUACGACGGCCUGCACGUCAUCACCGGGACAACGGAAGGGUCUUUGGCAGAUCGCUGUAAAAAGAUCCACGCAGGCGAUGAAGUGAUCCAGGUCAACCACCAGACAGUGGUGGGUUGGCAGCUGAAGAACUUGGUGAGUAUGCUUCGUGGUGAUUCAGGGGGCGUGUCCCUGACCCUGAAGAAGAGGCCCCAGAGCACGCUCACCUCCGCCCCCGCCCUGCUCAAGAACAUGCGCUGGAAACCCCUCGCCUUGCAGCCCAUCAUCCCGCCCAGUCCCAGCAGCAGUAUAGCUACGCCCUCCAGCACGCUGAGCACGCCGUCCAGACGCAACAGCUGUGCCCUACAGGACCUCUAUAUCCCCCCACCACCAGAUGAGCCAUACGCACCCAGGGAAUAUGAUAACAUCCUUCCCCUGCUGGACCAGCCAUACACACCCAGCCAAACCGUAUCCCUCUCCCCCACCCCUGGUUACCAUAGGGACGAUUCCGGGACCCUGCCGCCGGUGGAGCAGCAUGGGAACCACCCGGUCGCCAAGGGCUCGGAGUCGCCCAACUCCUUCCUGGACCAGGAGUGUCGUCGGCGAUUCCCAUUGGUGGAGGAGGAUGCCGUGUUGUACUGCUACGAGUAUGACCAGAACCAGCCGCUACCGCUGCCGCCUCCACCGCGCCGAGACCCCAACCCCACAUACGGCCGGCUGCGUCCCAUCUCCAUGCCAGUGGAGUGUAACUGGGCGGGAGAUUAUGAAGACCCCGCCCUCCUGAAGAGAGAGUUUAGACGAGAGAACUCCCUCAUGCGAUACGUCAGCGAGGACAAGGGGCCACCUGAGGAGUAUCUGAUAGGACGCAGCGCCAGUAGGCGGAGUCGGAAGAAGAAUGAAAAGGGCACUAGUCCCUCCCACUACGCGUUAGUUCCUGCCAUCCAGAUGGAUAUGAUUCGCCAGGAAACCAUGACCACGCCCACAUCCGACACCGUCUCCAUACAUCACAUGUUUGACCAGGCGUCACUACUUUCAAGGUCGAAGAAGAAACUCAGAGUGGGCUCCUUGUCCUCCAUCAGUAAGCGGCGUAUCUCCUGUAAGGAUCUGGGCCAGGCGGACUGCGAGGGCUGGCUAUGGAAGAAGAAGGAUGCCAAGAGCUACUUCUCCCAGAAGUGGAAGAAGUACUGGUUCAUCCUGAAGGACUCCUGUCUCUACUGGUACAUGAACGAGGAGGACGAGAAGGCAGAAGGUUUCGUCAGCCUGCCAGAGUUUAAAAUCGACCGUGCCAACGAGUGCCGCAAGAAAUAUGCUUUCAAGGCCUGCCAUCCGAAGAUCAAGAGUUUCUACUUCGCUGCAGACAGUGUGGAUGACAUGACCAGGUGGGUCAGUCGACUGAGCAUUGCCACCACUCUACACACAGAGCUGGAACGUAUGAGGCAAGAUCACGACUACUGGAGCGAGAGCGAUCAGGAAGAGGGUGACAACAUGUCAACCAUGCCCAAACAGGACAGCCCUCCGCCGCCCUACGACACCUACCCACACCCUGCAUCGGUGAGCCCUUACCUGGAGCCCAAGCACGCCCGCCACUCCUCCUCCGACACCCACUCCACACACUCCCGCUCCCCGCACGAGGAGUACCGGCCCGACUCCCAGCAGAGCGGCAGCAUAGGACGAGGAGGCAGCAGCAGUGGAGGCCCCGGAACCUCCCCAGGCAGGGAAGGCAGCACUGGGGGAGGAGGAGGUGGAGGAGGAGGUGGAGGUGGUGGUCGGCGUAACGCCAGCCAGCGCCGCUCCUGGCAGGACCUGAUCGACUCCCCGCUCACGGCCGCCGGGCUCCACUUCCUGCAGACGCUCCCAUUGGACGACACCGUGUUCUUGGACGCCUCCGGAGUGCCCGUGUCCAUGCCCGUCCCCGUGCCCAUGGAGCUGCGGCGCCAGGCCACCCUGCCCGCCCAGCGCAGCCACCCCAUGAUGGGCACCUCCGAGCGGGGGUACGGGCCCCUCAUGCACGCCCCCCAGGGGGGCAGAGACCACGGGGGAGAAGGAGGGGGGCGGCAGCAGCAGCAGCCGUCGCCGCUGCCCCAUCCGCAUUCCUACUCCGGGGUGACGAUGAUGGGGGGGCCGCCCCUGCAGGACCUGGGGGCUGGUGGUGGUGGUGGAGGGGGCGGGAAACCCCGUAGCUUCACGCUGCCCCGGGAUAGCGGGCUGCACGCCAUACUGGCGGCCUCUGCCGCCGCUGAGCAUCGGGACGCCGCGCCACGCUACCACCUGGCACCCGCGCCCAGAGAUCAGGGUAUGCAGCGGGAGCGGCGGCAGCAGGCGGACUCUGUGGGGGACCUGUACCGUGCGCUGGAGAGGGCCAGCCUGGGGGAGAUGAGGACUGCAGGGGCCCCCAACCGGCUGGAGUACAAGCGAUCCUUUGUGCGGCGCUGCAACGACCCGCUGCUCAACGAUAAACUACACCGCAUGAGAAUCAUGCACAGUUCUCUCAAGGACGUGUCCCUCCAGGACUCAGACAGGCCAUCUGGUUAUUUAGGUUAGCUGCAUCCGUUACCAUGGCGAUGUCGAUGGAGCAGCGUUAUACGCCCACUAUGCCAUGCGACGCCUACAUCAGCAGACUCCCAGCAUCCACCACGGCCCCUGCAACCUUACUGUCUCAUCAUCCCUACCUUUACCAGGAAAGCAUGUAGCUCUGCCACCCCUUCCCUCUGUCUCUAUCUUUCUCUCAAGCUCUUUCAUUUACACCCAGAGAAGA
This is a messenger RNA of Engraulis encrasicolus (European anchovy), 3458 nucleotides long. It is a transcript of the gene cnksr2b, whose product is annotated as connector enhancer of kinase suppressor of Ras 2b. Gene Ontology annotation, cellular component: membrane; cytoplasm. Bases 26 to 3244 code for a protein of 1072 amino acids. Lineage: Eukaryota; Metazoa; Chordata; Actinopteri; Clupeiformes; Engraulidae. Gene Ontology annotation, biological process: regulation of signal transduction. The transcript is spliced from 23 exons. The record is from RefSeq and is a predicted model, not a curated record. Gene Ontology annotation, molecular function: protein binding.